AUGACGGAGGUGACGGUGUUGCAUGCGGUGGCGGACAUGGAUGAGGUGACGGUGUUUCAUGUGGCGGCGGAAGGGGAGGAGGUGGUGUUAUCAUCAUCGUCCGAGGUUGUUGAUAGCAUAGCUGAUAUAGAUAUGGAGAAUAAACAGGAAAAUCUUUGCAACGGCGUCGACGGGAAGACGGUUAAGGAAAGCAUCGAAAGUGAUGGGUCAGACGUCGGUGUUAACCGGAACGGCGCCGUGGAUGGAGUUCCAGAGGAGUCGAAUGGCGAGAGAAACCCUAAUGGCACAGAUGAGUAUUGCAUUGGAACCGGGGAUCAGGAGGAGGAUCCAAUUGAAUUGUGCCAGGCGGAGAGCCCCGUUGAUGAACAAAAUUCAAGGGAUGUUAUUGAGGGUGAACCCGAAGAUGGAGUUUUGGAAACUUCCAUGGCCGGUGACAAUGGAGUCUCUGUCUCUGAAGAUGCUGUUAUUGAUUCCAGUGUCGAGUCUUCUGAUAUAGUAGAAACCAGCACGUCGGUUGAGGGUGGUAUGUCUUGUGACAUGGUAGAAACCGACCACUCCGCUCUUCCAAUUAUCGAAGGUGGUAAGUUUUCUGACAUAGCUGAAACAGAUGCUGGGGCUUUUUUUCUUGUUUUUGGAAGCUUCCCCGUGAGUGUUGCAAUUAUAAGUGCAGAGAUUUCAUUGAAUUCCGAUGAUCAUCUCAAAAUACAGACCGAAACUUCUAAGUGGGACGAAGCAAUUUCGAGUUCGAUAUCUGAAAGGGAUAAUACUUCUGCUUCUAUAGUCUCUGAUAACUUAUCUGCUUCGAUGAGUAAUCCUGAUAGUGACCAAAUCUGUGGCCUCACAGAUGGAGGGAUUCAGUCGAUGCCAUUCCACUACCUCAUCAAGGUCCCCAGGUACAAUGAUGAAAGUUUAAAAGAAAAGAUUAGACUUGCUCAGAUUCAUGUCGAUGACAAGACUCGAACUCGAGAUGCAAUUCGAAUCGAAAUGCAAAGCUUGAGGGCUACAUGUAAGGAAUAUGGCAAUGAUUUUAAUGCUGCCGUGUCUCAAGAGCGAAAGGCUCGAGACUUGCUUAGCUCCAAACGUCUGGAAAUAGAGUCUAUCCAGUCCGUGAUGGAUAUUGAUGUCAAGAUACGAAACAUGGAACACACUAUGCAACAUGAAACUCUACCUCUUAAGGAUGAGAAGAAUCUCAUUCGAGAGAUCAAGCGAUUAAAACAAACUCGUGAAAAGCACUCAUCUAUACAGGAUGAAAUUCAGCUAGGUUUGGACAGGAAAGACCGCCUGAAGUCUUUAAAGAAGGAAGCGGAGCAAUUGAAAGCCGAUGUGCUAAAUGCUGAGGCGGUCACAAAGGCUGCCAAGAGAAAAUACCAUGACGAAUCCGAAAAGUUAAACGAAUUGCAGUCUCGGUUUAAAGCUGCAGAUGACAUUCAGCAAGAAGCUUAUGCACAGUUGCGGACUUUGAAGAAACAUUCAUACGAGAAGGGCAAACACUUUUGGCAGUACAGGGAUGACUUAAACAAGGCGAAUGAUUUGGCCUCGAAAGGCGGCAAAGAGGCACUCCAAAGUUUCUGUACUAACCAGGUGGAGAAAUUUAUGGAGUUGUGGAACGAAAACGAUGAAUUCCGUAAAGAGUACGUGAGAUGCAAUGCAAGGAGCACGAUAAGGAGACUGAGGACAUUAGAUGGUCGUGCGCUUGGUCCUGAUGAAAAGCCACCUGUAAUUCCUCAUAACGAAACAGUGGCCAAAGAUGAAGCACAAGAGAAAGUGGUGUUGGCAAAAGGAGAAAAGGAAAACGAUAAGCCUGUGUUGAAGGUUUUAGAGCAAAAGGAGGAGAUAAGUGAAUCCGUUGCACCAGCAAAUGUUUCAAUGGAGGAGGCAGGAGAUGAAAACAUGAAGAGAAGAAAGGAAGAAGAGGAAGAGGAAGCAGUUAAAUUGAGAGAGCAGCUCCGGUUGAAGGAGAUGGCUAAAGCUAAGGAAGCACUCGAGAGGAAGAGGCGAACGGCGGAGAGGACCCGAGCUCGGGACGCCGAAAGGGCUCUGAAAGAGGCUGAAAAGAAAGAGAAGCAACGAGAGAAGAGGGCAAAGAAGAAGGAAAGACGAAAGGCUGCCACAGCAGCCAAUGAUGCGAGCGUUACAGAUGAAGCUGCUGAAACCAAUGAUGCGAGCAUUACAGAUGAAGCUGCUGACACCAAUGAUACGAGCAUUACAGAUGAAACUCUAGUUGAAACUCCCAAAGAACCCAAGGCAAACUCCGUUCUUAAGCGAGGGAUGCAGCCAUGGCUAUGGGUCAUUUUAACUUCUCUCCUUUUGUAUGUCUUGUUUUUGACAAGGAAUUAA
Molecule: messenger RNA, 2337 nt
Organism: Hibiscus syriacus
Lineage: Eukaryota; Viridiplantae; Streptophyta; Magnoliopsida; Malvales; Malvaceae
Product: proton pump-interactor 1-like
Exons: 8
Coding region: 1-2337 (778 amino acids)
Source: RefSeq, a predicted model, not a curated record